AAAGUACUUUAUUAAAACUGUUAUAGCACAGGAGUAUUUAAAGUUUUACUGCAGGCAUUCUGAGUUGGAUGGAUCUGUGCCUAAUUUUUUUUUAAUUGUUAUGUUAGCUCAUACUACUACAUAUUCGACAGAUAAAAUAGCCUUUUUUGUUGAUUUUAGCAAAAAUUCCUUUCCAACCAGAGAUCUACAUGGGCCAUAUAUCAGUGGCAAUGCAGUGUGAUGGAGUGGUAACUCUGUGUGACUGCCCAUGCACCAAUCUAAAAUGCUUUACUACAUCAGUGGUGAGAAUAAAGCAUGUAUGCAGAAUCUUGCAAGUGUUUGAUCAAGAGUUUAAAACUACAAAUGCUAUAAACGUCUGAAGUAAGCAAUGUGGACUUCGCCUGUAUGGAAGGAAGCAACAUUUUAAAUUUACUGAUUUGCUCAAAUGUAGAUUAGUAGAUGCUUCUAGUGAGUUAACAAAUGAAACAUUUUGUUGAUGUAUAGAUUAGCAAAAACUUCACAGUUGAGGAACUCAAAAAUGUUUUUGAAUAUUGAUUUUUAAGGAAGAAUUAGCUACAUCCAACAGAGUAUGCAGUAACAGAUAGGCUGUAAAUAUUUAAAGUCAUCCACUGUGAUAUGAAUAACCUCUGCAUGCUAAUAAUAACAAAACCCGAGAGUAGAAGUAUAUGGAAGAGCUGCAAAAGUCUUCCCAUAGACCUCAUGCAUGAUGAAUGCUGAUGCAGCUCGAUCCACCUUCCUUCCAUCAGGUGGUCCAAAGUAGCUGAUGAUUGCACAAUUUUAAGACCAUUAAGCUGUAGGAACAUCUUAAAUUCCAGUUGCAACAUAACAUGAAGCAGUCAUAAUUGCAGUCAUCACAAUCUAGAUAUAGGAUGUUUUAGUAAUUAACAUUUACUCUACAAAAUUGACAGGAAAUAACCUUUUCUAGCAAAAGAACAUCUAACCACCUCGUUUAGUACCAUAAUUGAGUUGCCAAUCAUUAAUAUCCUGAGGUUUACUGUUGACCAUAACUUUAAGUUUAUCGUCAGCACAGGUAAUAUAUGUUCAUCGAAACAUACAGUGAAAUGUGUUGUUUGCAUCAAAAACCAACUCACUCAAGGAUGAGCGGGGGCAGCCCGCAAGUGUCGCCUCACAUCCCAGCCCCAACAUAGCAUGCCUACAACGCUCGGCAGAACACAACAGAAACUUGUUUGGACAAAGAAGCCGACUGGAUUGACACACUAUAUCCCGACGCCAAACUUACAAUCUGUGUACCCCUUGUACACCAAGAUUGACGUCUGUACCUAAAGCAAAAUUCACUUUGAGAACUCGCCAAAGGCACUCCAAGGCAUCAAUCGCCAGACCAAAAUAACAGGUGCAUUAACAUUGAACGAGAAGUGUUUUGUGCAGAACUGCUGCAAAACCCCAAAACCUGAACCUCUUUACGAGACAUCCUGCUUGUUAACUAACUGAAAACCAAAGCGGUUUAGGUGCGUAAUUACUUUUAAUACAUUUGAAAGUGUUAUUGCAAUUUCCAAAUCUAUUAGUUGUUUAAAAACUACGCAUCAAGUAGGAAGUAAUGGAGUAAUAGUGAAACUGAAUGUGGCUGACGUGGUGAACGCUUGUUUGAACUACCGAAGCCAUUCUUUGCACUCCUCACAACAGCAACGAGAGCGGCGGAGCAGCAGGCGGCGGCUGUCAUGUGACUGGUCACAUGAGUGGCGACAGAGCCGGAGUGCGGUGCUGGCGUGGGUUUUGUGAGUUUGUCGGCUGUUUGCAGCCAUGGCUGAACGGACUCCCCUGCUCAAUUACAGGUUGAACGUGGCUCCCGAUGCUGGCAGCCCCCGUGGGCCGAGGGACGGCCAGCAGGCGUCGGCUAAGAAGCUGUCCACUUUCUUUGGGGUGGUGAUACCCACCCUGCUUUCCAUGUUCAGUGUGGUGGUUUUUCUGCGAAUAGGUUUUGUUGUUGGUCAAGCAGGACUGUACCAAACUAUCCUUAUGUUCGUUGUGGCAUAUCUCAUCAUAAGCAUGACUGUGUUAUCAGUGUGUGCUGUCUCCACAAAUGGUGCAUUGGAUGCUGGUGGUGCCUACUAUAUGAUCAGUCGAGCUUUGGGCCCAGAGUUUGGGGGCAGCAUUGGAGUCAUGUUCUUCUUGGCAAAUGUAUGCGGGAGUGCUCUUUACAUCCUGGGUCUUGUUGAAUCUAUUGUUGAUGUUUUUGGUUUGCCAGUCGGGCAAACCACAAGAAGUGGCAUUCAGGUUCUUCCUCAUUCGUACUGGUAUGAACUUCUCUAUGGCACAGUGAUUCUCAUCUUAUGCCUUCUUGUGUGUUUGGUUGGAGCUGAUAUCUAUGCCAAAGCUACCUUCAUAAUUUUCAUCAUUGUUAUAGUGGUGCUCAGCACAGUAUUUAUUAGCUUCUUUGCAGUGUCACCUAGAUCUAUUAAUAUUACAGUGACAUCAGGGAAUAACACAGAAUUUCGAGAGGGUUUAUUUACUGGAUUUAAUCUGUCAACUCUAAAGAGCAACCUUCCAUCUAAGUAUGUAGCAGACUACACAACUGGUGUGAAGAUGUCUUUUGCUGCUGUAUUUGCUGUUAUGUUCAAUGGAUGCACCGGUAUUAUGGCUGGAUCCAAUAUGUCAGGUGAUUUAAAGAAUCCCAGCUAUUCUAUUCCCAGAGGCACAAUAACAGCUGUAAUUUUUACAUACAUUGUGUACAAUAUUUUAUCUGUCAUGGUCUGCUGCACAUGUGAUAGAUUUCUUCUCCAAUAUAAUUAUGGUUUCCUUGAAGACAUUAAUGUCUGGGGUCCUUUUGUCAUAAUUGGAGUCUACUCUUCAACUUUAUCAGCUGCCAUGAGCACACUGAUUGGAGCAUCAAGAAUUCUCUAUGCUCUCGCUAAGGAUGAUAUAUUUGGUAAACUUCUCAUGCCUGCAAAGAAAACUUCACGUAGUGGAAACCCCUGGGCUGCUGUUCUGAUAUCAUGGCUGCUAGUGCAGCUUGUUUUGUUUACUGGCAAACUGAAUACAAUUGCUGGAAUAGUGACCGUCAUUUUUCUGUUGGUCUAUGCUGCUGUGGAUCUAGCCUGCCUGGCCCUGGAAUGGGCCUCAGCACCAAAUUUCAGACCAACCUUCCGUUACUUCACCUGGCACACUUGCGUUCUGGGGAUCAUUGGUUGUGGAAUUAUGAUGUUUUUGAUCAGCCCAAUAUAUGCUUCAUCCAGUAUUGCUUUCAUGCUGAUAUUGCUGGUGGUCCUUCACUAUGUAUCACCCUCUAGCAGCUGGGGUUAUAUCAGCCAAGCUAUUAUCUUCCAUCAGGUCAGAAAAUAUCUUCUCAUGCUUGAUGUUCGGAAGGAUCAUGUCAAAUUCUGGCGCCCACAAGUUCUGCUGAUGGUGGCCAACCCUAGAACAAGCACUCAACUCAUAAGUUUUGCAAAUGACCUAAAAAAGAGUGGAUUGUAUGUCCUCGGUCACGUUCAGAAAGGAAGUUUGGAUGAGAUGCCUUCUGAUCCUCUUCAGGCACAGUAUGAUUCCUGGUUAAGCUUGGUUGAUGCGUUGAAUGUAAAAUCAUUUGUUAGCCUUACACUCGCUGAUUCAGUGCGUCAUGGAGUACAACAUCUCUUAUUCAUCUCUGGUCUAGGUGGAAUGAGACCCAAUACUCUUAUCCUUGGUUUCUACGAUGACUGUGUCCCCGAGGAUGGCUUACAACAAAUCCCAGCAUUUGCAGAUAAUUCUUCUAUCAACAGUGAUGAUAAUUCCAGCCUACUGCCACAUUUCCCUGCAGUCAGACGUCGUUCCUCUCCCAAGGAACUGUCAGGCAAAGAGUAUGUGGGCAUUAUCUCCGAUUCCAUUAAAAUGUUAAAAAAUGUUUGCUUGGCCCGAUACUUCAACCAGCUCAACAAAGCUGAUCUGUUCAACCGCAAGAAUUAUGAAGUCUCCAUUGAUGUGUGGCCACUUAAUCCACUACGUCCUGACAGUGCUAAUUAUGUAGAUACUUGUAGUUUGUUUCUGUUACAAAUGGCAUGUAUUCUCAACAUGGUACGUUCCUGGAGGACAGCCAAACUACGAAUCUUUUUGUGUGUUGAAUCUGGGAACAGUGCUGGAGAGCAUGAGAAAAAACUAAAACUGCUUUUAGGUCAGCUACGUAUUAAAGGUUCAAUUAAAACCCUGCAUUGGGAUGAUGUUGCCGCAUUACAUUGGCACAAGCAGAUGCCUCAAGUGAGUCAAGAAGAGGGUAAUUUUGUAAACAAUUUCCCAACGAAUGCAAUGAAAAUCUCAAAUGAUUAUCUGAUAGCUGUAAAUAAGAUGAUUUUAGAGCAGGAUACCCAUCCUGCAAUCCGCUUUCUUUACCUGCCACGGCCUCCUGCAGACAUUACUCUACAUGAAAGAUACCUAGAGCAGCUUGAUAUCUUGACCAGGGACCUGGGACCUACUAUGUUAAUUCAUGGAAUUAGUGCAGUCACCAGUAUUGAUCUUUAGAUAUUGCAUUUUAUGCUGUUGCUUGUGGUGGUAAUGAAGAGGGUGUUGCCACUAAUAAAGGUGCAAGGUUGGGAAACGAUCUAAUGAUACUUUAGAUCAGGGUUUUCUAGCCUUUUUUUUAUGCCAUGGACCAAUACCAUUAAGCAAAGAGUCCGUGGACCACAGACUGGAACCACUGCUUUAGAUCCAAAUUUCUGAAAAUGAACAAAAGGAUUGAUGUUCAUUGGCUCUGCUGUUGCUAUUAGUAGUUUACUUUCUUCCUCUGCAUACAGUGGCAAAGGUGAAAUCCACUGUAUCCAGCAACACAAUCAGCACUUCGAGAUUUGAAGAAGCCUCACAGGAGUUGUUCUACAAAAUCUUAAAACAUAUGUCAAAUAUGAAUUAUUUCUAACAAGUUAGAUUGUGCUUCCAUAAAGUAUCAUGAAAAUAUUGCAAACCACUAAAAGAUCUCCACUAAAAAUUUCUUCCAUCAGAUAUGAACAACUUAAAUUUUUUUCAUCCACAAAUUGUAAUUGAAACAUUUCAACAUGAGUAAUACUACAUGUUGUUGAUAAAUGGUCAAAGACAAAGUGUAUCCUUAAAAUAUAUAGUUAAAAUAGUUUGCAGUGAGGAAAAUGGAUCCUCAAGUUAAAGACAAUGCCACUUGGUUUACGUUUUUAACCAUGACAUUUUCUUUCCAAUAUUUUUAUUAGUUUCUACAUAGAAGAAUACAGAGUACUAGAAAGUGUAUAUGAAAGGUCAAAAAGGAUUUUUAAAAACAUUAUAUCUGUUCAUAAUAACAAUCAUGUUACUCUGUAUUCAUAAGUUAAUCAGUAGUUACAUUGAACUAUACUAACCAUGACAUUUUGAGGGCUUUUUUUUUUAAUAAUCUCUGCAAACUUUUAGGUAACGUUUUCUUGGUCACUUGAGGUGUAAAUUAUACUCUUUGAUCUGUUGGUUCCGUUUUUCUAGUUCUGUAUUAUCAGAGCAUUAGGUUUAGAAUGAUCACACUGAAGGUUGUGAUUGCAGUUUAACCAGUAGCAAAAUAAAGCUGUAAACACCAAUUUAUCUACCCGUUAUACAGUGUUUUUCCAGGAUUUUAGGGAGAAUGGUUUAACAGAGCAUACUAAAUUUUAUUGUUAUUAAUGGCAUACAAAUUUAUUGUAUUUCCUGAUCCUUUUUGAUAUAUCAAGCAAAUAGUGUAAAAUUUUAAGAAAAAACAACAAUCCUGGAUAUGUUCAUCAUUUCAAGCAGCAUCUGUGUGAAGAGAGUAAUGAAGUUGUUGCUAUUGGUUUGUCAUUGUCAAAAGUACUGAGAUGAGUGAAAAGCUUGCCUUGCAUUUCAUUCAAACAGAUCAAGUUGACGUUUUCAGUCAAUAGUCUGUCAUCAUAAUUGUGAAAAGUUAGAAAUGGAAUUAGAUAUAGUUGCAAAGAAAAUGAAGGGGGUGGAGAGAACAAAAGACUAAAUGAAGGCAUGUUUAGUGGAGGUAUCAAAAGGAGAGUGAAAACAAAUGCUGUGUAUGUGCACAGUACUGGAAUGUGUGAGCAUCUGGAAUUGUUGAAUUCAGUAUUUAGUCCAGAUGGUUCAAAGGAUAUGGCAAACAUGAGGAAAUCUGUAGAUGCUGGAAAUCAAGAGCAGCGCACACAAUAUGCUGGAAAGCAUUCUGUGUGUUAUUCAAAUUAUAUGGUGCUAUUUCUCAAGUUUACAUUGGUCUUUGUUGAGACAGUGAUGAAGACCAGAACACAGAUCUGAGUGCAUGUGGGAUAGAGAACUACAGGAAGUUCAGGCUCAUCUUUGUAAACUGGAUGGAGGAUUUCUGCAAAGGAGAUAUCUUCUAGUUCCCCAUUACGGAGAAGACAGGAUGGAAUGCAGUAUAAUAAAUGUAAAAACGUGUUUGGGUUCUGGAUGGCAAGAAGUGAGGCGUAAAAAGGCUGGAGUGCAUUUGCCCCAUUUGAAAGGAGCAAACAAGUUUUGAGUUGGAGAAUCGUGACUGAGGACAGAUGGGUGUGAGAGGGACAGAGAUGUUUGAGAACCUUGCAGGUUUAGUAAAGGGAAAGCUGUAGCUGAGAGAAAGGAUAAGCACUGGUUAUCCUGAGUAUUUCCAGCAUUUUUCCACUGUUGUUUUGAUAUAUUGGGAUGUGCCAAAACGGAGGUGUUAAAAAUAAUUAUUGAGGAUCAAUUAAAAAUACAGGAAGCUGACUUCUUGGGGGGGACGCUAUUGUUUCAUUGGCUGCCACUCUUGUUACAUCAGAUCAGCCAUGAUCUUAUUAAAUGGCAGAGCAGACUAAUAAAUUAACUGACCUAUUGCUGCUCCUGAUCUUUAUGUUUGCAUUUGCUGUUCAUAGCUUCUUUAAAAAAAAUGUAGUUUUGGGCAUAUCCUACAUUUUUUUUGCAUUUUGUAUCAUGAAGUCAUCAGAACAGAUUGGUUAAACUGUAGCCAAUGAAUAAAAGAGCAGAUUUAUGACUAUGUAUAUUUAAUUUUUAUGCUCUAUGCUUACUGCAGGUUCUCUUUCAGUUACAAAAAUACAUUUUUUUUUACAUUUAUCAGAAAUUACUUUGCUGCUUGACUUUUGCACAACAAAAAUGUGUGGUGUAAGUUAAUCUCUAAAAAGCCCUCUGUUGUCCAUCAAUGGAACCAGUGAGCUGAUGAAUAGAGAAAGAUCCCUUUCCCGGCAGGGGAUUCUGUUCUGAAGGCUCAUUAAUUUAAGAUCAUUGCUGAGAUUUGAAAUACGACUUGUUUAUUUAGGGAGAGGUUCAGGCAUGGAGUGUUUUUCUAAAGGGAAUAAUUGAGCUCUGGACCAUUGCAUAUUUUAAUUUAAGUGUGGAUAAAUAUUUGAAGCAAAGUGAAUUUACUAGGAAGAGCAGAGCUCUGGGUUUAGUUUUAGAUUACUCUGGCAAAAAAAGUGAUAUAGACACAGCAUCUCUAUUGAAUUGUAUCUAAUCCUGCUGUGAGCUCUGGUUAUGAAUUGAGAAAUUACUACCAACUAUAUUUCAAUUAUUCUUUUGAUGCAUCCUGUUACUAUGAGAGCCAUGUUAGUUGGCUCUAAGUUUCUAAGGCUUUUAGAACCAAGAACUUGGCUUGUUUAAACUAAAGUAGAUUGGCUUUGGUUACUGUGGGACUGUAUUCUGUUAAAGGAAAAACUCCCAACAGUUAUUGUGGCUGCUUGUAGUCAGCUAUUGUAACAAUAAUUUUUAUGGAAGCUCCCACUGGCACAUCAUUCUCUCCAACCCAAAAAGGAGAGCAAAAGAAAAGAAUAUAUUAAUCUAACUUCCAGAAUCUCAUAACUAGGUGUUAAAAUAUACGUUUGUAAAAUGAUCUGAAAUAAUAGUCUAGGGAUCACUAUAUAUGAAGCUGUAUUAAAACAUCAAAAAUAGUACCUGCUGCACAGUCUUGAAUGCCAAUGUUGAUCAAUGCAAUAAGCAAUUGUUUUUAUAGAAAAACUCAAUGGCUGCAGCAAUUUUAAAUAAAUUUCCUAUUGUCUACAUUUGGCAUUUUUGAUUUUAUUUUCUAAAUGAGCUGUACUUGGAAAUCAAAGCUGGGGUGGGGGUCUUCAAAUAUUUAAAGUGACAGUUUUUCUAAAAGUUCAGCUUUACAUGAAUCGUCUGUGAGUUCACACUUAGUUCAAAAUAUAUCUCCUAGGUUAGAAGAAAUUGUAAAUGAAAAUGGUGUAUCUAUUUAAAAUGAUCCUGCAUGCCCUGUGAAGACAUAUGAAGAUAUGGGAUUCUUGCUGAACAAAAAAAUGCAUUUAGUAUUUAUAUCCUAUCCCAUCAUUAUUAAACAGGAGCCCCUUAACACAUUAAUUUUAAUAAGUUACCCGCAAGUGCCUAUCAUUUUGAUGCUAACACAGAAGACAAUUGAGAAUUAAUGCUAAUGUCACUGUACAAGUUAUUGAUCUUGAUCUUUGCCUCAGGUUAUCUUGUUUAGUUUCAGAGUUGUAUACAUGUUAAUAAUUCAGUUGCUGGGAUAUUAAUACUGGAGCAGAUAUUCUGCAGUGAGCAUGCAGAAGUAUUUUAAUUGACUUUUUGAAGCAUCAUAAUUCAACAUUUUAUUACAAUAUUUAAUGACAGUCUUUCAUAUUCAAAAUCAUACCCUUAUUUCAGGAAGAAUUAAAUGAUACCUGAAGACUGACUCUCAUGUAAAAAUCAAUGCUUGCCAAUCUCAAUAACAAGUGGCUUAAUUUAAAAAAAUUCUACAAGUUUACUUAAGAAUGUUUAUUUCAUCAUUAAUAUCCAAACAACUGAAUUAUUGAUAGGUGUGCACUUCUGAGAAUUAAACAAUAUAACUUCAUUUGAUCUAUAAUCCAGAGUCACAGAAAGAUAGAGCAUAGAGACCAGACCUUAAGCGCAGUGAGUCCACAUGCAACAUCAACUAUUUACUUUCAUUUUAUUUUAAUCCCAUUUUUUAAAAUUCUCGUCGGCUCUCCCUAGAUGCUAUCAGUCAGAUGGACACUAGGGGCAAUUUAUAAUGGCAAAUUAGCAUCCUAUACCACGCCUUUGGGAUGUGGAAGGAAACCGGAACACUCCCGAGAGAAACACUUACAAUCACAGAUCACGCAAGCUCUCACAAAUCGUACCAAGGUCAGGAUACCCCGACACUGUGAGGCGGGAACUCCUCUUGCUGUGCCAUGGUGCUACACUCAUCGGUAGCUUUAGUGUUUAGUCAUUAACACAAUGCACCAGUUUUUAAUAGUAAGAAAUUCUAUUCGUACUUGGUAAAACUAGUGACUGGAUUUCUAUUGCAGUCUUUUCUGGCAUGUUAAAGAAAGCACUCACGCUAAUACAGUAUCUGAAGCAUACAUGAAAAAUUUACAGCAUUGAAGGUAAAUUGAACCCUAAUGCAAGAGAUCAGUGGUAUAUUGUGAAUGGUCAGGUACAAAAGGUUUGCUAAGUGAUGAAUUGUACUUAUAACGGAACGGAAUCUUCUGGCAUAUAGAGAGAAGUGACUUGAUAAAAGCAUAAAUUUUUGAGUAACUGCCCAGGUUACAGUCUACAUGUUUUAAAUAUUUAUCCUGACAUGAUGGGUUUCUCUAAUUGCACAAGUGUGAAAUGGUCAUGUUCCAGUUUAACUCCUAAUUUGUGCUCUCAGUUCAUUUUCAGUCAGGUUGGCUACAGAUAUGCUAUAUCUAACCUUGGUACCUCAAGGGUAUGAAAGUGAAAGUUGUCAGAGUCUCUUUUUACAGUUCCUCAGUUUUAAUGUUCAGUAUUUACCCAUGUUUAACACUGCGAGUGUUAUGAUUCAUGUAUGAUGCUUUUGAUUGAAUUUGACAAAAGUUACUUAUUUAUCUUAUGCUUAAAAGCAUGCAGGCAUGGUCAAAAGGUUCAGUUGUUCAGACCAAACAUCAGAAUGGGGAAGAAAUGUGAUCUAAGUGACUUUGACUGUGAAAUGAUUGUUAGUGCCAGAUGGGGGUGGGGGGGGGGGCCAUGGUUUGAGUAUCUCAGAAACUAGUGAUUUCCUAGGAUUUUCACGCAGUUUCUGGAGUUUUCAGAGAAUUGUGCAAAAUACAAAAAAAUCCAGUGAGCAGCAUUCUGUGGGCAAAAAUACCUUAAUGAAACAAAGUGUUCUUAUUAAGUUUGACUAGCUAGAUUUAGGAAUACUGUUUCUGCAGGCUGGACUCUUUGGAAAUAGGUUGUUAGUCUAAAAAAAAUCAUGUAGGACUGGUAUGAGAAAAAAAUAUCUGCGUCCAGAAGCUGAAGACUCUCAGAAUUUUCUGCUGAAGAGCCGAAUAUUUUCAAGUCAAAGAUUGAUAGAUUGUUUGAUAUUAGGUUUAUAUGGAAUUAGUACAGGAAAAUGGUACUAAGGUAAGAGAUUAGCUAUGAUGUUAUUGUACAGAUGCAAGGGGCCAAGUAACUUGCUCCUUUUCUGUUUCUUAAGUUUUUUUUAUAUAAAGAAAGAGUCCAUAAAAUCUGUGUAUUAGUUGGUUUCUAUUAAGGCACACCAUAUAUAUAUUGUGCAUAUUUACCUUUAGGAUAUUAUAAGUUACUUAAAAAGCACUUGUCAGUAAAUUAAACACUAUUCUUUAGUGCUGAUUAGACUGAGAAGUAUCAAACUUAGGAACUUUAGUCUUUCCAGAGCAGGAAGGAAAAAGGAAACAAUAUGGUUCCCUGCUUUGUGUGAGGAAAUAUUUGGCUCCUCAUGAUUGCCUAUUUUAAGAACUCAUCAGGUAUAAAUUAAUAUGCAUGAAUCUACUGUUUAUAUUCUGUCCCACUAUGUGUUGUUAAAUCCAAUGAUAAGGUAUCUGGAAUGUAAAUUCUGUUGCUUCCACACCAAUUACUGCACAUGGUGUUCUUUCCUGUGGGUUAAAAGCAUUUGCAGUGAUCCAUUUCCAUUCCUGGUGUACAUCAUCACAACAUGAUUGUCUGGGUAAAUGUCACUUACUGGUACUAAAAUAUAAUCUACUUAAUUAAUGCGAUACAGUGGAGGAGUUUUAUAUUUUGUAAAUAUGUACAGGUUUAUUAGUUUUAAGUAGCUAAAUGGAUGUUUCUGGAUUGGAAUACAUUUUAAUCUUUGACACAGUCCCCUCUUGUAUAAAACAGUACUUAAAUAUGUUUCCAGAAUAUUUGAAAAUAUCUCAAAGGAAAAUUGAAUAAUGGUUUCACUGAGCAAUUUCUAUAUGCCAGUGUGAUUUAAUGUUGAAUUUUUAAUACCUUAGUGUCUCAAAGUCAGAGUGUGCUAUAACAAAGUAUUUUCUCCUAGAGACAAAAAUGCAAUGUAGUAAACACAUUAACUAAUUACUUCUAUGCUAAUAUCUCCAUGCACUGAAAUAUAUUUCUACUAAGAGUCAACAGCUUGAUCUCCAUUCGUUUUGCCCUGCCGUGAAUAUUGGCAUGAAUAUCAACUGAAUGUAAACAGCUAGAGCACAACAUCCAUGGUCAACCUCAACCAAUGGAGGGCCUCUUCAUUAAAAAUCAAAGAUAAUUUUUUGUGCCUUAUGUAUACUAUUAAUUGCAAAUAAAUGUAAUGCUGCUGAAGGUGAA
Molecule: messenger RNA, 11400 nt
Organism: Hypanus sabinus (Atlantic stingray)
Lineage: Eukaryota; Metazoa; Chordata; Chondrichthyes; Myliobatiformes; Dasyatidae
Exons: 13
Coding region: 1759-4446 (895 amino acids)
Biological process (GO): potassium ion import across plasma membrane; cell volume homeostasis; potassium ion homeostasis
Cellular component (GO): membrane
Molecular function (GO): potassium:chloride symporter activity
Source: RefSeq, a predicted model, not a curated record